CACAAGUAUUGCUACAAAUAAUUGUUGUUUUUUUUAAACAUUAAACUGAAUGACAAAACAUGUGUUUGUUUUGAGUUUUGCGGUAAAAGUUUUGUCGUUUUUUUUGACAACAAAUACCAAAUCAAUAGCUGAAGACUGAAGAGAGAGAGAGAGAGAGAGAGAGACGACAAACAACAGACAGACAAAUAUGUCUUCACUUCGUAGUCUGGCCGGCAUUUGCCGACAGGCGGUCAUCGGUAGACGUAUGAGACAACCGGCGAUGAAGUGUAUGUACCGAAUGGCUUCGGGUGGCGAACCGCCGCCGGCUCCGGGAUCGAUGCCACCGAUGGGCGGCGGCAGCUAUGAAGGCGACGGCAAGACAACGGUCACGAUUAUCAAUAAAGAUCACUUGGGUUUCCUAUUAGUCGACUCGUACUCCGAGCGUGGCUUUCGGCUGUCCAAUAGUCUGUUCGCUUACGGACCCAUUGCUUUGUUUCCGUCGACUGUCCUCCAGUGGGACAUUGAGUCCGUCGAUGACAUUCACGAACAGUCUCUAUCAUUGUUUAUGUUGAUUGAGCCGCGACUCGAAGCGCUCAUCAUUGGCGUCGGCGACGACGUACCCGAAAAUCAGACUAACGUUGAUCUUCAGCGACGGUUGCGAAGUAUUUUGUUGAAAAUGAAGAUCAACUGCGAGAUAAUGCCGACCAAACACGCCAUCCCUACCUAUAACUUCAUGUGCGCCGAUCAUCGGGUCUGUGCCGGCGCUUUCAUACCGCCGCUGAAUCCCGAAAUCGAUAACCAAGAAGACACCUUUCUGUCCAUACAAAAGGCUCCACCAAUUAAUCGGUCAUAAUAUCC
Messenger RNA from Oppia nitens, 837 nucleotides. Its product is annotated as NADH dehydrogenase [ubiquinone] 1 alpha subcomplex assembly factor 3-like. The transcript has a single exon. Gene Ontology annotation, cellular component: mitochondrial inner membrane. NCBI's taxonomy places the organism in Eukaryota, Metazoa, Arthropoda, Arachnida, Sarcoptiformes, Oppiidae. Bases 188 to 832 code for a protein of 214 amino acids. Gene Ontology annotation, biological process: mitochondrial respiratory chain complex I assembly. The record is from RefSeq and is a predicted model, not a curated record.